This is a messenger RNA of Laccaria bicolor S238N-H82, 948 nucleotides long. RefSeq lists its product as uncharacterized. The transcript is spliced from 8 exons. The record is from RefSeq and is a predicted model, not a curated record. NCBI's taxonomy places the organism in Eukaryota, Fungi, Basidiomycota, Agaricomycetes, Agaricales, Hydnangiaceae. Gene Ontology annotation, molecular function: phosphoric diester hydrolase activity. Gene Ontology annotation, biological process: lipid metabolic process. The annotation marks the transcript as partial.
GCAACUACAUGCAACGGCCAUGCUGAAUUCUGCGAUCGAACGUUUGGCAACGUUACCUUUGUCGGCGCGCACGACUCUUACGCGAUAGGGGUCAACAACCUGGCCGUUAACCAGGAUCAAAGCAUAACCCAACAAUUGAAUGAUGGGAUUCGCAUGCUUCAAAUGCAAGCUCACAACCAGAGUAAUGUCAUACGCCUUUGCCACACUUCUUGCAGUUUACUCGAUGGCGGCACAUUAGAGGAUUACCUGAAAACAGGCGAGUUUGACUUCAAAACAUGGCUUGUCGCCAAUCCCAACGAAGUCUUAUCGCUCCUCAUUGUGAACAUUGACGACAUGCCUGCGUCGAGUUAUGCGCCGGUUUUCGUGGCGGCUGGUCUUGACACUCUUUCUUACGCCCCAUCGACAUCCCCCAUCGCCGUAUCUGGUUGGCCAACUCUUGGGUCCAUGAUUGAUUCUGGUAAACGUCUGGUGACUUUCCUCGACAACGGCGCCGACCUGACGUCUGUCCCAUACCUCAUCGACGAAUUUACAAAUAUCUGGGAGACGGCUUACGACGUCACUGAUCCUGCUUUUGACUGCAACGUGAACAGGACUCAUGCGACGGACACAAGCACGCAGAUGUAUCUCAUCAACCACUUUUUGGAUAGACUCCUCCUUGGCCAGCCAGUGCCUUAUGUGGACAAAGCGAACGUAACCAAUGCAGCGACGGGAGCUGGCUCGCUCGGCGCCCAGGUUACUACGUGUGUUGCAGCCUAUGGGCGCCCGCCAAAUUUCAUGCUCGUGGAUUUCUAUGAAUACGGAGGUGGCUCUGUUUUCCAAGUCGCAGCGUCGAUAAACGGCGUCACGUACAGCCCGACCACGCCUGUAGCCACACCUGUUACUAGUACCAGUACUGCGACCACCUUGGGAUCUGUGUCUACAUCCACAUCCACGUCUAACACCAAAUCA